Molecule: messenger RNA, 5122 nt
Organism: Syngnathoides biaculeatus (alligator pipefish)
Lineage: Eukaryota; Metazoa; Chordata; Actinopteri; Syngnathiformes; Syngnathidae
Gene: impdh1b
Product: IMP (inosine 5'-monophosphate) dehydrogenase 1b
Exons: 16
Coding region: 2378-4138 (586 amino acids)
Biological process (GO): GTP biosynthetic process
Cellular component (GO): cytoplasm
Molecular function (GO): IMP dehydrogenase activity
Source: RefSeq, a predicted model, not a curated record
AAGCGGUUGUCGUUGUCAUCCCUCUGCCGGAGUUCAAUCUUGGAGUUUCUCAAAAAUCCCAAGUGUGGAAAAUUCCCCACUACACAUUGGUCACGAUUCCCCCUCUGGUGUAGUCAUGACACAAGGGAACACAAGGACUUUUAUCCUAAAAUGACUAAGCCUUCUAUUUUUUUUUUACAUGUUCAUAUCUUGAGAUAAUAUUCUUUCAUGUAAUUCACAUAUUGUUCCAGGAAGCCUCGAGUACAGGCAGGCUGGCAUCUUACUGUAUCGUGAAAUAUUUCGCCAUAUUAGUUGGAACCGCCAUUGAAAGAUUAAACUUCUGAGUCAGCACUUUGGUAUUGUUUCACUUGCAAAUAACAACUCGGGAAGGUUUCUGCUUUCCGUCAUGCGCUUUCACAAUAACGUCUAAAAACAAGUUUGUGAAAAGCAGCUGGAGGACAGUCAAGCGUUCAGACUGCAAAUGAAAACCUUGUGUUCUUCACUGAAAGUCAUGCCCUCAGAUUUUACACGUCAGCAAAAUGUUCACGUUUAGCUCUUUAAUGUCACUUUAAAUUCAAUGACAGCAUAUUUAAUGUGGUCUCUGUGCUCAUAACUUGAGGCCGUUGUGUACACCACCUGCACAGUAUGCGGUACUGUAAAUGUAUAGCUUGGUGCAAUGACAUGCGUUAUCCACAAGAGGGCAGUAGAAAAGUGAUCACGACUGACAAGGCCAAAGGGAGGAAAUAUACUCAAUUACUAUUCAUUUAUCCAUCCAUCCAUCAAUUUUCUUUGCCUCGUAUCCUCACAAGGGUCGCGUGGCAUGCUGGAGCCUAUCCCAGCUGUCAACAGGCAUGAGGCGGCGUACAUAAGACUGAUAUAAUAUGACAAAAAAAAAAACAAUUGGUAAUGUUAGACAUGCUAAGGCAGCACGGUGGAUCACCUGGAAAGUGUUGGCCUCACAGUUCUGAGGUCCUGGGUUCGAUCCCGGACCCGCCUGUGUGGAGUCUACAUGUUCUUCCCCCGUCUGCGCUGCGUGGGUUUUCUCCGUGGACUCCGGUUUCCUCCCACAUCCCCCAAAAAACAUGCAACAUUAAUUGGACACUCUAAAUUGCCCCUCGGUGCGAUUGUGAGUGCGAUGUGCCCUGUGAUUGGCUGGCGACCAGUUCAGGGUAUACCCCGCCUCCUGCCCGUUGACAGCUGGGAUGCGCUCCAUCGCUUCCCCGCGACCCCUGUGAGGAUAAGCGGCUAAGAAAAUGGAUGGAUGGAUGAAUAGACAUGCUAAUUUAGUGUCCAGAUGAUGAUUAAAAAUACAUGAUUAAAAAUAAUAGUGUAAAAGAUAUUUUGUAAAAAAAAAAAAAAACUCAACUUUAUUAUUUAACAGUGUUUGUUUUUAAUCAUGUGAACCACCGCAAUACAAUUUAAUGUGGUGAAGAGGCACCCUUGAGAUGGUUAGAGAGCACAAUUUUUAGUCUUUUGUGAUUGAGUUUACCGCAACAAACACACUAAUAAUGACUAACACGCAUCAAAAUUAUUUCAAGUCUAAAACAAUGAAACAUGAACGGCAGAGCGGCUCAGUUUAUUCACGUGAAUGAUUAGAAUGCAGUUGAUAACGUUGAAUCUUUUUUCAGUUUCAAAUAUAACCGUUGUGUGCGCGCGACGGCAGCUAAUUAGUUUGAAGAGGGUUUGUUGGCAUGGCUCCCCGUGACCGCGUCAACGUCGUGCGCGCAUGACGGCCAUUACGGCAAAUUCAAAGCGGACGUGCGCGUUCAUUGAAGCCGGCUCGUCCCGCAUGUGAAGUCCUGCCUUUCAUGUCAUACGACCAGGCGGGUCCGAUACGUUAGCAUGUGGUGGAGGAGUUUAAGAGGUUUUUCCGUCUUAACUGCCACGGUCACCUGCAGGUGGUCGAACUAAAGUGUGUAGUACACUGUUUGGAGGUGAACGUUGAAAGUCAACUGGGUUGGGGGUUGUGGGUCAUGUGACUACAUAUAAGCAUCACUGCAUGAAAAAAAAAAAAAUGCUCUUCUUCCCAGUGAAAUCCUCUUUGUCUGGAUCAGAUGGCUCCACAACUCUCCCGUCCCUCUCUCUCCGCUCCGGGGCCUGACGACGCUUUGUCCCGCGUCCCCAUCACGGCGACCUCCGACUCUGGCCGGUGACGCCGUGCGGGCUUAACAUCGCCACGGUGACACCAGCUCUCCGGGAGAAUCUCCUUGGUGACGCCCCUCGCUGACACGCCUGUUGUCUCCUCUCAAGGCAGGUGCACCCCGCCAGUCCUCGCCGCAUGGGAACAUUCGCCGCCAGAUAAGCGUAUUUGGACAACAACUUUCACGGUUCUCACUGGUGGAAUCCCAAAUGUAGUCUGCACUUUGGAAGGGAGUCAAACGACAAACUCGGAGCAGAGAUGGACGUCUACCAGGGCCGACAGGUGGACCGGCAGAGGAUCUCGGGGAACGCGCACCCCCGUGGGGAGCAGUACGGCCGGCACGAGACGGCGGCUCAGCGUUACAGCGCCACCCGCAUUCAGGCCGGACUGGGCCCAGAGAGUAUGGCAGAUUACCUUAUCAGCGGCGGCACGGGCUACGUCCCGGAGGACGGACUGUCGGCGCAGCAGCUCUUCUCCGUUGGCGACGGCCUCACGUACAACAGAUGUGACCAACACUCCGACGGUCAAACGGCAGAAGAGCUAUGCUCUAAAGGAGAUGGGUUGACUUACAAUGACUUCCUGAUCCUGCCAGGCUUCAUCGACUUCACCUCAGACGAAGUGGACUUAACAUCAGCACUCACCAAGAAGAUCACGUUGAAGGCCCCGCUUAUCUCUUCCCCCAUGGACACCGUCACAGAGUCGGCCAUGGCCAUCGCAAUGGCGCUAAUGGGGGGCAUUGGCUUUAUCCACCACAACUGCACGCCCGAAUUCCAAGCCAACGAAGUCCGCAAGGUCAAGAGAUUCGAGCAAGGCUUUAUCACGGACCCAGUGGUAAUGAGCCCCCGCCAGACGGUCGGCGAUGUGCUGGAGGCCAAAAUGCGCCACGGCUUCUCGGGCAUACCCGUGACGGAGACGGGCAAGAUGGGCGGAAAGCUGGUGGGCAUCGUCACCUCCAGGGACAUCGACUUCCUGUCGGAGAAGGACCACAACAAGACCCUGGCGGAGGCGAUGACAAAGAGGGAGGAGCUGGUGGUGGCUCCGGCCGGUGUCACCUUAAAAGAAGCAAAUGACAUCUUGCAGCGUAGCAAAAAAGGCAAGCUCCCCAUUGUAAACGACAACGACGAGUUGGUGGCCAUCAUCGCCAGGACGGAUCUGAAGAAGAACCGGGACUACCCGCUGGCUUCCAAAGACUCGCGCAAGCAGCUGCUGUGCGGCGCCGCCAUCGGCACCCGUGACGACGACAAGUACAGGCUGGACCUCUUAGUGCAGGCGGGCGUGGACGUGGUGGUUCUGGAUUCGUCGCAAGGCAACUCAGUCUUUCAGAUCAACAUGAUCAACUACAUCAAACAGAAAUUUCCCGAACUGCAAGUGGUGGGCGGAAACGUGGUGACAGCGGCGCAAGCCAAGAAUCUGAUCGACGCCGGAGUGGACGCACUGCGGGUCGGCAUGGGCUGCGGCUCGAUCUGCAUCACGCAGGAAGUUAUGGCGUGUGGGCGGCCUCAGGGGACCUCCGUGUACAAGGUCGCCGAGUACGCGCGACGCUUCAGUGUACCCGUUAUUGCAGAUGGCGGCAUCCAGACGGUCGGACACGUGGUCAAGGCGCUCUCACUUGGAGCAUCCACCGUCAUGAUGGGCUCUCUCCUGGCGGCGACCACCGAGGCCCCCGGCGAGUACUUCUUCUCGGACGGCGUGCGGCUGAAAAAGUACCGCGGUAUGGGCUCGCUCGACGCCAUGGAGAAGAGCACCAGCAGCCAGAAACGUUACUUCAGCGAGGGUGACUCGGUGAAGGUGGCCCAGGGCGUGUCUGGCUCGGUGCAGGACAAGGGCUCCAUCCACAAGUUUGUACCUUACCUCAUAGCUGGGAUCCAACACGGCUGCCAGGACAUCGGGGCCAAGAGUCUUUCGGCGCUCCGCUCCAUGAUGUACUCUGGAGAGCUCAAGUUUGAGAAGAGAACCAUGUCUGCACAGGUGGAAGGGGGCGUCCAUGGUCUUCACUCUUACGAGAAGCGUCUUUACUGAGCUGCGGAUGGUCCACCACACCACCUUACCAAAAAAAAAAAAGUGACCAAAUGUUUAAAUGACAAUAAACCUCCCACCCCACCCACCACCAAGUACACCUGUAGCUCAUCUCUCCACCCGACUCUCCACCGACAUCAAGUGGGCAGCCCGGGGGUGGGGUAGUCACGUAGGGCGCCUUGCGCGCAAGAAGCGGCACAUCAGGGUUUCCGGAUAUUCCUUGACAACACAUUUGAGCCUCGCGUUUUGGUACUGCGUUUGUGGCCGUGUUUUUUUUUUUUUUUUUUUUCUCUCUCCGUGAGUUCUCUUGUUUACUUUGGACCCUCGGGCGCCGCCUACAAUCAGCAGACCUGCCUCCAAUCGUUCAUGAGCCUAAAAAUUACACGACGGGACCAAAAACUCAAUAGAAUCAGGUACGUUUCCACAAGUGAGUUUGUUAUAAAGGCUGUACAGUGUCUUCUGGGCUUUAAAUUGAGGGAUGAAGGGUUUUUGAUAUGCAUGUUCUUUUUCCACAAGCCCGACACCGUUGUAUUUUUAUUCCGCUUUGUUGUAACUGCAUCCGUACUGCCUAUCGUAUUUAUAUGUGCUCUUUUUGUCACGUCAAAAUCAAAUUUAGUGCAAGAAAAAAUGGCCCGUUACAUGUUACACCAUUUCUGCGCUUUCCUUUGUGUUUUUUUUUUUUUUUUUCCUGGAUGCUUUAAUGCCUUGACAAGUGGAUGGUCUGCGUUACAAAAAGACUAGCUGGGCUCGUUUUGCCAUGUUGGGUUAUGAAUGUUUCAAGUCAAAAUUUUGGCCGCGCUUUCCUAUGCUAUUGACUGCGAGAGAGUGUCCAAACGCAGUGUAUUUGAUGAAACCUUAUUCUAAGGCCCCACAGUUUCUUCAAAAGGUUGAAGUAAAUCACCCAGCACUGGGUUCGCGCCACUUGCCAAGUCUUGUAAUGUAAAGACAGUGCACAAAACGGACAUGGAAAAUAUAAGCUUUCAGUUA